Chanos chanos (milkfish) is the source of this 1764-nucleotide messenger RNA. RefSeq names its product CTD (carboxy-terminal domain, RNA polymerase II, polypeptide A) small phosphatase like 2a (gene ctdspl2a). The transcript is spliced from 13 exons. Bases 228 to 1649 code for a protein of 473 amino acids. Lineage: Eukaryota; Metazoa; Chordata; Actinopteri; Gonorynchiformes; Chanidae. Gene Ontology annotation, molecular function: phosphatase activity. The record is from RefSeq and is a predicted model, not a curated record.
CUUUUCAAGUGUGUCUUGUUGAGGAGGCGGGAAAUGGCGUCCCAAGAAGCUAUGGAAAAGCUGUUCGUCGCUCUGUGACUCUCACACUGAUUACAUAUAAGAGAGACGGCCGAGGAGUUUGCUAGUGGCCGUCCCCGUUGUCGUUGUUUUAACGACCACCUCAUCUACACGCUCCCGCGACACUUGGAAUGUAAGUGCUAAAUUUUUUACAUGUGACUAUUGGGACGAUGAGGCUGAGAGUGCGAAAGGCAUCUCAGCAGUUGAACCCUAGCCCACCAGCCCGGACCACCCAGGCCAAGAGAAAACACUCAGAGGUGGAGCCCACGUUACCCUCAGGCAGAACCAGGAUGCAGAAGAGUGAUACAGGCAUCUUCUCCACCAUCAAAAGGUUUAUACGAGGAAAUGCUGUUAAGGUGGAGCAGUGCACCCCUGCCAAGAGAAGCCGCGUUGAAUGCGAUUUGGACAGUAACCUGAUCACAUCAACACCACCAACUGGAAACCUGCCCAGCAGAGCCAACCCCAGAACUCGCAGGAAAGGUCCUGUCAAUGGGGAUACCAUGACGUGUGAGAGUAAACCAGUGAAGCCCAAUGGGAAACUGGAGGUGCAGACUGGGGCACCAAGCAGCCCCCCACGCACUACUCUGUUAGGAACUAUCUUCUCCCCCGUCUUCAAUUUCUUCUCACCAGCCAACAAAAAUGUGACAUCAGGCUCGGACUCCCCAGGGCAGGCAGUGGAGGCCGAGGAGAUAGUGAAGCAGCUAGAAAUGGAGCAGCUGGAGGAGACUCCCACCAGCACCCCCACCACCACUGAUGGCAAAACCGUGCCCCCCAACCCUGUGCCCAACCCGAGGCCUUUACCUCCCGCUGACACAGCUGUAGAGGAGGGAGAGAUCUUCACCGAGGCAGACAUGCCACCUCUCACAGCUGUGGGGUCCAAUCCAGAUGGCAGUUACCCAGAUUCUCCACCGUCAGCUCCUCCAGAGGGCACAUAUGAAGAAGACUGGGAAGUCUUUGACCCGUAUUUUUUCAUUAAGCACGUGCCACCUUUGACCGAGGAACAGCUCACCCGUAAACCAGCGCUCCCACUGAAGACAAGGAGUACGCCAGAGUUCUCACUUGUUCUAGACCUUGAUGAGACGUUGGUGCACUGUAGCUUAAAUGAGCUGGAGGAUGCAGCUCUAACCUUCCCAGUGCUUUUUCAAGAUGUCAUCUACCAGGUGUAUGUGCGAUUGCGACCAUUUUUUAGGGAGUUCUUGGAACGAAUGUCUCAGAUUUAUGAGAUCAUACUCUUCACUGCCUCCAAGAAAGUUUAUGCUGAUAAGUUGCUGAACAUUUUAGAUCCGAAGAAACAGUUGGUCAGGCACAGGUUGUUCCGCGAGCACUGCGUGUGUGUCCAAGGCAACUACAUCAAAGACCUGAACAUUCUGGGGAGAGACCUGGCAAAGACGGUCAUUAUUGAUAAUUCACCGCAAGCCUUUGCCUACCAGCUUUCCAAUGGGAUUCCUAUCGAGAGCUGGUUCAUGGAUCGGAAUGACAAUGAGCUUCUGAAGCUGGUCCCUUUCUUGGAGAAGCUGGUUGAAAUGAACGAGGAUGUACGACCACACAUCAGAGAGCGGUUCCGUCUGCAUGACCUUCUGCCCCCUGACUGAGCUCUUGGGACACGGCCUAGCCUCCCAGGCCAAGCGGACUCAUGGAGGAGGGAGACAAAUUCAUAGGAAAAAAAAAAAAACUCUACAGCAAUGACACAUUUGCCUUCAUUGGCAG